Molecule: messenger RNA, 1065 nt
Organism: Capronia epimyces CBS 606.96
Lineage: Eukaryota; Fungi; Ascomycota; Eurotiomycetes; Chaetothyriales; Herpotrichiellaceae
Exons: 1
Coding region: 1-1065 (354 amino acids)
Molecular function (GO): protein binding
Source: RefSeq, a predicted model, not a curated record
AUGGCGAUGCAUCAACUCCCUCCGGAACUCGUCGUUCGCAUAUUCGAAUCCCUCACCUCUGUCUCGGACAUUCUCAGUCUCUCACUGGCGUGUCGAUAUUUCAACAAUCUUCUCACCAAAUCGCAAAAGCUGUCAUUGUUUUUCAUCGCAAUGGACAAAGAGAUAGGCCCGAUGGAGGAUAUCCUACAACUCUUGACUCAGAACAACAACCAAGUGCUUCACCUGCAUCGGUCCCCGCCCUUGUCAUUUACGUUACUUGCUCAGGCCAAUACAAUUGCUCGUGUCGCCGACCGAUUUGCUAAGCUGUACCCCAGCUUCAGAUGGGCCGAAUCAAAGAGUGCCCAACGCCGCUCUCUCGAUGACCGCGAAGCCCGCCGAUUGAGACGCGCUGUUUAUCGAUUCUGGAGCUACACUCAGGCAUUCUACGCCAAAUUGGCUCCCCGUCCCAUACGCCUAGAUAUGUUGGCAGCUACAGAACGGCUGCAGCUCCUACGCACAUGGUGUACAGACGACCUGUAUGAAUUGGAGGAUUUACGGUGGACUUUCGAACAGCUCCUUGCUUCGGAGAUCUGCCCCACUGAUGGAGAGAUAUUUUCAAGGAUUUCGGACGAUACACGGCUGUCAAACACGUUGUUCCAAUCUUCAUCACGUCGCAACCUUGCCGCAAGCUCCAUGGCAAUCGAGAAUAUCUUCCACAGCUCCCGCAACACACAGGAGCUCGACCGAAAUAAACCGACAAUCCAGGAACUGCGCUUUCGACAUAUGCAAGGAUGGGGCAGUGAUCUCCAGAACUUCUAUUUAGUCCAAUCAUUCUUGAAAUGCACUCCAGCGCAGAUCCUAUGGCUGUAUGAUAAUACUGUCAUCAAGCAGGACGUCGAGCAAUUCAUUGAGCUCCAGACUCACGAUCCCUGCUUUUUCGAGUCCAAUUCAAUGCUCUUUCACGAUUGGGUGACAGUUCUACAUGCUCGUGGCAUUGAUGUACAGAAGGCCAGAGAGGCAAUCUGGAGCGGGAGUGCAGGCAUUACACGGAGAACUGGAGGCCCGCUGUGUGAAGACGAUUCUUAA